GAGAAAUUAGACAACCUUUAAUUCAUUUUAUAAGAAAAAGAUGGCGAGACGAGCAGAUUCGUUUUGUCUCAUAUCAUGUGUUCUUGUCUCGUUUGUAAUUUCAGUCUCUGCAGUGACAGAUGAUUCUCAAGAUAAACAAGUGUAUGUUGUCUACAUGGGCUCACUUCCGUCGUCUCGACUGGAAUACACACCAAUGUCGCAUCAUAUGAGUAUUCUUCAAGAGGUCACCGGAGAAAGUUCGGUGGAAGGUCGUUUGGUGAGAAGUUACAAGAGGAGUUUCAACGGUUUUGCGGCCCGACUCACUGAGUCAGAACGAGAAAGAGUAGCCGAAAUGGAGGGAGUUGUGUCUGUGUUUCCGGACAUUAACUACAAACUCCAAACGACGGCGUCUUGGGAUUUCUUGGGGUUGAAGGAAGGAAAAAAUACAAAGCGAAACUUGGCCAUAGAAAGUGAUACUAUUAUCGGAUUCAUCGACAGUGGGAUUUGGCCAGAAUCCGAGAGCUUUUCUGAUAAAGGCUUUGGUCCUCCUCCUAAGAAAUGGAAAGGUGUUUGUUCCGCCGGCAAAAACUUCACUUGUAACAACAAGUUGAUUGGAGCAAGAGACUAUACAAACGAAGGCACCAGGGACAUUGAAGGCCACGGUACACACACAGCCUCAACAGCGGCUGGAAACGCAGUUAAGAACACAAGUUUCUACGGAAUCGGUAAUGGAACUGCGAGAGGUGGCGUUCCAGCCUCAAGAAUCGCAGCUUACAAAGCCUGUAGCGAGAUGGGGUGUACCACUGAAUCUGUACUAUCGGCGUUCGAUGAUGCGAUAGCAGACGGUGUUGACCUCAUCAGCAUCUCUCUCGGGGCAAACUUAGUCCGCACGUACGAAACGGACCCGAUAGCGAUUGGGGCUUUUCACGCUAUGGUCAAAGGUAUUCUCACUGUGCAGUCAGCUGGUAACGGUGGUCCGAAUCCGGGCUCAGUCAUGAGUGUAGCACCAUGGAUCUUGACAGUUGCAGCAAGCAACACCAACCGUGGGUUUGUCACCAAAGUUGUACUCGGAAACGGCAAGACAUUUGUCGGGAAAUCAUUGAACGCUUUUGAUUUAAAAGGAAAGAAUUAUCCUCUGUAUGGAGGUUCUACUGAUGGACCUCUGCUUAGAGGGAAAAUCUUGGUGAGUGAAGAUAAAGUUAGUUCAGAAAUCGUUGUUGCAAACAUAAAUGAAAAUUACCAUGACUAUGCCUACGUUAGCAUUCUGCCCUCCUCUGCUCUGUCAAAAGAUGACUUUGACUCUGUCAUCUCUUACGUUAACUCCACGAAGUCCCCGCACGGGACUGUUCUAAAAAGUGAAGCAAUCUUUAACCAGGCAGCUCCUAAAGUUGCUGGAUUCUCUUCUCGCGGUCCAAACACUAUUGCGGUUGAUAUACUUAAGGUAUAUAACAUUUACAUGCUCUUGAUUCUUUUUUAUUAUCAUUUCUUGACCUGAGAAACAAUGGUUGGUGGAUGGAUUGCAGCCAGAUGUAACAGCACCAGGAGUGGAGAUUCUCGCUGCGUUUUCACCUUUGAAUUCACCAGCUCAAGACAAAAGAGAUAAUAGACAUGUAAAGUACUCUGUUCUGUCGGGAACUUCAAUGUCUUGUCCACACGUUGCAGGCGUGGCUGCGUACAUCAAGACGUUUCAUCCUGAAUGGUCUCCUUCCAUGAUCCAAUCUGCCAUCAUGACAACUGGUAAGCAAAACUCAUAUCCAAUUUUCAUUUUCUUGCCCGGCAAAUAACUUUGUUGGCAACUCUGUUCAUAAACAGUCUAUCCAUUAACGUUUGCAGCUUGGCCGAUGAAUGCUACCGGAACUGCGGUUGCAUCAACCGAGUUUGCUUAUGGAGCUGGACAUGUUGACCCAAUAGCAGCUAUAAAUCCAGGUCUCGUUUAUGAAAUAGGCAAAUCAGACCACAUCGCCUUUCUCUGUGGUUUGAACUACAAUGCGACUUCUCUAAAACUCAUCGCUGGUGAAGCUGUCACUUGCACUGGCAAGACCUUACCAAGAAACCUAAACUACCCUUCAAUGUCAGCUAAAUUGCCGAAAUCUGAAAGCUCCUUCAUCGUGACUUUCAACAGAACCGUAACCAACGUAGGUACCCCAAACUCAACAUACAAAUCAAAGAUUGUCUUAAAUCACGGAUCUAACCUCAAAGUCGAGGUCUCCCCAAGUGUUCUAUCUAUGAAGUCAGUGAAGGAGAAGCAGUCUUUUACAGUGACUGUUUCAGGGAGCAAUAUCGACCCAAAACUGCCUUCUUCUGCAAAUCUAAUAUGGUCUGAUGGAACCCAUAACGUGAGAAGCCCCAUUGUUGUUUAUACUUAUAGUGUUAGUGACUGAUUAAGCAUUAUCAGAUCACCAUAAUCAUCAAUCAUCAUAUAAUAAAAAUCAAUAUUGUUGUUGUUGAGAAUAGUGUUUCAAUCCCAUUUGAAUCUAUUUGAAUUUAAAACUCAUUCAUACAUUCUAAAAGAAGACAUCAUUUCAAUUCAAGCAUUGUCAAUCAUCUAUUCUCAAGGAUCCAAUUAAAUCAAACUCUAGGUUAAGAUUUUGAUAGACCUCCCAGUAACAAGAAGCAGAGGAAUAUCAGAAAUGCAGCAGAGGAAUAUUACCUCAGCGAAUUGAAACAAUCAUCUACAACGAAAAACUGUAAAGCUACGGAUGAUGUUACCGCGCGAUUCGGACGAUAAUAAGCUUGCUCAUGAAUAAUCUGUUGGAAUUAUGAAUCCUAGGUUAAAUCCUGCAAGAAGAAGAAGCUUCAAUGAGAAGAAGAAGAAGACGCUGACGUCAUGUUCGUGAUAGGAGAAGAAGGAUAGGGUCAACGAA
Molecule: messenger RNA, 2843 nt
Organism: Arabidopsis thaliana (thale cress)
Lineage: Eukaryota; Viridiplantae; Streptophyta; Magnoliopsida; Brassicales; Brassicaceae
Product: Subtilase family protein
Exons: 7
Coding region: 41-1474 (477 amino acids)
Biological process (GO): proteolysis
Cellular component (GO): extracellular region
Molecular function (GO): serine-type peptidase activity; serine-type endopeptidase activity
Source: RefSeq, marked reviewed